UUGAGCGGGAGCUACCUCAGCAAGAGGUCGACCGCCGGGGGGCUGGCGGGGAGGGCAGCGGCAACCAGCGGCAAAGCGUGUGCUACUGCCGAUAGACUGCCCCAUGUCGGUUGCUUGCCCGCCCGGCCCUUUCAUUACACAUAGGUUGCAUAGCACAUAUCCAGCUAACUCUCAGCUGUAAACAAUGGGGGCGCUGCUUGUCUAGUUCUAUACUUGAAGAGCUGACAGACUGUUGCUCGGCUCCGCUUCAAUAGGUGCACCUUGGAGACUACAAAGUAGUUCACACGCCCAAUAUUACUUUGCAUAACACUGGCACGAAUCUAGGCUGAGCUGUCUGCGUUGUAACGAUCCGCGACAACAUGACCGGGCCCGGAGACAGCGAGGUGAUGGCCUCGCCGUUGGCCGUCGUCAGCACCUUCUGGCGCGAGUUUGACUUGGAGGGUAUGCGGCCGAAGCUGGAUGAAAUUGGUCUCAAGGUUGCGGAGCACCAGGAGGAAUCGAUGCAGAACAGACGCAAGCUGGCAGAGUCCACGCGCGAAUUCAAAAAGAACAACGAAGCUGUGAGCAAAACAGUCGGUCCGUUGCUCAAACAGUACCAGGAGGAGAUCGACCGGCUCACCAAGCGCGCCAAACAUGGCGAGACCGCUUACCUGGACCUGUACCAGAAGCUCUUCGAGGCGCCCGACCCCGCGCCCGCGCUGGCUCUCGCUUUCGAGCACGCCUCGCGAGCGACGGAGCUGGAGGCGCAGUGUAAGAAGCUGGCGACAGAGCUGGCGGAGUACAAGGCGGAGUCGGCACAAAUCAAGAACCAGGACCUCACGGUCCGCAAGCUCGAGGAGAAGGUCCGGGCGCUGGAGGCGCAGGUGGAGGAGCGCGACAAAGAACUGCAGGAGGUGCGUGUGCGCGCUGUGGCGGAGGCGGACGCGGCGCGGGUGGCGGCGAUGCAGAGCCGCGAGGAGGAGCUGGAGGCCAUGCUGUCGCAGGCGCAGGCCAGCCUGCUGGCGAUGCAGAAGCUGUACACGGGCGCGGAGAACCAGCUGUUCGCCAUCCAGUCCCAGUCCGAGGACGAGCAGGCGGGGAGGCAGGCGGAGCUGGAGCUGGCGUCGGCAGAGCUGGAGCGGGCGCAGGAGCGGCUGGCGGCGCUGGAGCGCGAGCGAGAGACGCUGGUGGCGAAGCUGCAGCACCCCGACCCGCACCCGCACACCUCAGCCGGCGGCGCGGGGCCGGGAGGGUCGCGGGGCGGCGGCGCCGCGGGCGGCGGCGUGGGUGUGGGCAUUGAGGACACGCUGCGUCAGGAGCUAGGGCUGCAGCGGGAGCUGGCGUCGCGGCUGCGGAGCGAGCUGGCCGCGGUGCGCUCCGAGGCGGAUGAGUCGCAGCAGAUGGCGGAGGCGCGGCUGGAGGGACUCAAGGCCACACUGGCGGCCACGGAGCAGCACGCGGCGGCGCUGGAGGCGGAGCUGGCGGCCAGGCCCACCGCGGCGCAGAUGGAGGAGUUGCGGCAGCAGCUGCGGGUGCUGCAGGCCAUCGGCUACAGCCUGGACGUGGACACGGAGGCGGAGGCGGCAGUAGCAGGGGGAGGGGCGGGAGGGGCAGGGGGAGAGGCGGCGGCGCGAGGCGGCGGUGGCGCGUCGUCGUCGGGCGCCGCAGGCGCUCUGGGCUCGGCGGGCAGCCUGGAGGCGAUGCUGCUGUCCAAGAACCGACACCUGGAGCACGAGUUGACCAUGGUGAAGCUGCGGCUGGUGGACGUGCGCACGGAGGCAGACGCGGCGGCGACACACGCGGCGGAGCUGGAGGCGCAGCUGGCGGAGCAGGUGUCGCUGGUGAGGCAGCUGGAGGAGGACCUGCUGGCCAGCCGGAGGGCCGCGGGGGGAGGAGGCGGAGGAGGAGGCGGCGGGGGCGGCAUGGCGGGCAGCAGCUCGUCGGCAAAUGUGGAGGGCCUGGUGUCGGCGGCCAGUGGCGACGUGGACGACAGCGGGGACGCAAGCAUGGUGCGGGUGCUGUGCGCCCAGCGCGACCGCUUCCGCGCGCGCUGCCACGACCUGGAGGAGGAGCUGGGCCGCCUGCGCGCCGAGCUGGCGGCGGUCAAGAGCGCGGCGGCGGCCGCCAAGGCCGACAACAUAGCGCUGGUGGAGCGGCUGAGGUACGUGCACUCCCGCACGGCGCCCAGCGGCUCCAGCCCCAGCGGCGCAGCGGCGGCCGCCGCCGGCGGCCGGGCCGGUGGCGGCGGCGGCGGCGGUCGUGACGUGGAGUCUGCUGCGGGCGCGGAGGCGGAGCGGCGCUACGGGCGGCUGUACGACGAGGGCAUAAACCCCUUCAAGGAGUUCAAGGAGCAGCAGAAGGAGCGCCAGAAGAGCGCCAUGGGACUGGUGGACAAGGCCAUGUUCGGCCUUUCGCAGCUGGUGUACGGCAACAGCGCGGCGCGGCUGUUCGCCUUCUUCUACCUGGCGCUCAUGCACGGCCUGGUGUUCGCCAGCCUGCUGCGCAUGACGCACGCCUCCUCGCAGGCGCUGUACAGCCACACGCAGUCGGUGUUGGACAACCGGCACGACACCACCGCCGCCAUGCACCACGAAGAGCUGGAUGCAGCGGGGGAGGUGGUGGGGGUGAACCCGCUCACGCAGGGCAAGCUGCCCUGAGGCGGGCUCGGGGGUGAGAGGACAGAGGCGGUGGGGUUGGGGACGGAGAGGUAGGCAGAGCCGCCGCGAGGUAAGGCUGUUGGUGUUGCUGGCAAGGGCGGUGUUUAAAUGGAACAGCGAUGCCAGUGGGGGGGAAUGGGGCUGGUGCUGCAGCCCUUGGGGAUGUGUAGAGGUGCGCGUGUGCGCGGAAGGAAGUUUGGAGAGGCAGGGCACGUCGUGGGAGGGCGACGCGUACUGGAGAGAGGCGGCAAGGAGGACGGACACUAGAACGGACGGACACUAGAAAGGACGGGGUCGGCCCACGGAGGGAUGCCAGUAAAGCGCGGACGCCUGUAGAGUGUAGACUCUGUCUGUCCAUCAGA
This is a messenger RNA of Chlamydomonas reinhardtii, 2998 nucleotides long. RefSeq lists its product as uncharacterized. The record is from RefSeq and is a predicted model, not a curated record. The transcript is spliced from 15 exons. Gene Ontology annotation, biological process: intra-Golgi vesicle-mediated transport. Gene Ontology annotation, cellular component: Golgi membrane. The coding region runs from base 360 to 2636 and encodes 758 amino acids. NCBI's taxonomy places the organism in Eukaryota, Viridiplantae, Chlorophyta, Chlorophyceae, Chlamydomonadales, Chlamydomonadaceae.